UAUCCUUCUCUCUUUUCGUUCUUAUUUCAUUUUUGCCUGUUCUUUACUUGCACCAGCAGCAGUAUUACUAUCUCCUCCCAAACCUAAUCCAUCAUUCCUUUUCUUACUGAAAAACGGCUUUUCUGCAAAAUCUCUAAUUGGUAUGCAUAUGCUUUUGGGCUCAUCUAGUUGUUGAGGUUCAUUGCAGGCAGCAAACUGGAACUCCAUAUUCCUGACCCACCUCUCAAAGGCAACAAGAAGUGUGUGAUGGAUAAAGAAGGCCUUGUUUACACUCUGGAUGAGGGACUUGUUGCUGUGGGGUUUGGGAAGUUCCAAGCUCUUGUGCUUGUUUAUGCUGGGCUUGGUUAUUUUGCAGAAGCAAUGGAAAUUAUGAUUCUCUCUUUUGUGGGAUUGGCAGUUAAGACAGAGUGGGGACUCUCCUCAGGCCAAGAGAGUCUACUGACAACUGUUGUUUUUGCUGGCAUGCUAAUUGGAGCAAAUUCCUGGGGCCUUCUGUCAGACAAAUAUGGAAGGAGGAAGGGUCUUCUGGGCUCGACUAUACUAACUAGUAUAGCUGGAUUGAUGAGUACUUUCUCCCCAAAUUAUACAUACCUGGUGAUUCUUCGUUUUUUGGUUGGAAUUGGCCUGGCUGGUGGACCAGUGUUCUCUUCUUGGUUUCUUGAGUUUGUUCCUUCUUCAAACAGAGGCAUGUGGAUGGUUGUUUUCUCAACUUUCUGGACAUUUGGAACAAUUUUUGAGGCUUCACUUGCAUGGAUUGUGAUGCCAAGAAUGAGUUGGAGAUGGUUACUUGCUUUCUCCUCUCUGCCAUCAAUUGCUCUACUUCUCUUUUAUCAUCUUGCACCAGAGUCUCCACGGUAUCUAUGCAUGAAAGGUAGAAUAAGCGAUGCACAUAAAAUUCUGGAGAAAAUAGCUCUACUCAACCAAACAAAACUCCCAACUGGGAUGCUUGUUUCUGAUACAACUGGAUUGGAAGAAGAAUCAUGCUCGGCAAGCUAUAAUCCUCUACUUUCCUCUGCGAGAGAAAAAGUCUCGAGUCCUAAAUCAUCCUUCUUUACACUUUUCUCGACAAAAUUACUUCAAACUACACUUCUCUUAUGGGUUUUAUACUUGGGAAAUGCAUUCUCAUAUUAUGGUAUUGUAUUGCUUACCUCAGAACUAAGUGGUCCACAAAGCAAAUGUAACUCAGGUAUCUUGCAUUUGGAAAAAAGCCUCCAGGAAGAGAGCCUGUACAUGGAUGUAUUUAUCACUAGUUUGGCAGAGCUUCCUGGUCUUCUUUUUUCUGCAAUAAUUGUGGAUCGAGUUGGUCGCAAGCUUUCAUUGACACUUAUGCUUGUAUUGGCUUCCAUUUUUCUUCUGCCACUCAUUUACCAUCAGCCCGCAAUUUUGAGAACAAUACUGUUAUUUGGAGCUCGCAUGUGUGCCAUUGGAACCUUUACAGUUGCAUGCAUAUAUUGCCCAGAGCUAUACCCGACGUCGGUGAGGACAACCGGUGCUGGAGUAGCAAGUGCUGUGGGGAGGAUUGGGGGGAUGAUAUGCCCAGUUGUGGCUGUAGGACUGGUGAAUGGCUGCCAUGUCAAGGAGGCCAUAAUUCUGUUUGAGGUAGUAAUAGCUAUUUCAGUAGUUAGUGUUUUGUUGUUUCCAUUUGAAACCAAAGGACGUGAGCUGAGUGAUAGUAUAGCUGCAUUUCAUCCUUAACCAAUUCUUCAUUGACUAAACCUCAUCAAACCUCUUCAUCGUUGGACGAGGAAUAUGUGCAAUUAUGUGACAUAUGUAUCACCUUUAAGGGGAGGCGUGGAUGGGGUUUCUGUGCUUCUUCUUUUCUGAUUCUGGCUGAGGUGGAGGCGGUGGCGAUUGUUUGUUGCGCGGCACUGACUUGGGGUUGUUGGUCUGUGAAGUGGGCUGGGCUUUGGGGUUGGACCUGGGUUCUUGUUUGUGGAGUCGAGUCUUUCUUGUUUGUGUAUUUGGUCUGAUCGGACUUCUAAUGCAUUACACUUUGCUUA
Manihot esculenta (cassava) is the source of this 2000-nucleotide messenger RNA. Its product is annotated as organic cation/carnitine transporter 7. Lineage: Eukaryota; Viridiplantae; Streptophyta; Magnoliopsida; Malpighiales; Euphorbiaceae. The record is from RefSeq and is a predicted model, not a curated record. Bases 247 to 1695 code for a protein of 482 amino acids. Gene Ontology annotation, molecular function: transmembrane transporter activity. Gene Ontology annotation, biological process: transmembrane transport. Gene Ontology annotation, cellular component: membrane. The transcript is spliced from 6 exons.